UUGCUUCUUCUACUGUAGUUGUUUCUACAGCAGUAGUUAUUUCUACUGAAUUUGUUGUUUCUCCUCCAGUAGUUGUUUCUUCUACUGUUGUUGUUUCUCCAGCAGUAGUUGUUCCUCCAUGUGUAGAUGUUUCUCCUACUGUCGUUGUUUCUCCUACUGUAGUGGUUUCUCCUUCUGUAGUUGUUUCUCCUUUUGUAGUGGUUUUUUCUAUUGUUGUUGUUUCUCUUACUGUAGUUGUUUCUACUGCAGUAGUUAUUUUUCCUGCUUUUGUUGUUUUUCCUCCAGAAGCUGUUUCUUCUACUGUUGUUGUUUCUCCUGCAGUAGAUGUUUCUCCUACUGUUGUUGUUUCUCCUACUGUAGUUGUUUCUCCUGCUGAAGUUGUUUCUUCUACUGUAGUUGUUGAUUCUAUUAAAAUUGGUAUUUCUCCAUUAAACUCUUCUGUUGUUGUUUCUUUAGCGACUGUUGUUAUUGAUCCAUGUAGUUGCUCUGUUGUUGAAGGUGGUGGUUUAACAGUAGUUGAUCCCAGUAAAAUUGGUAUUUCUCCAUCUAAUUCUGUGUGCUCUGUUGUUGUUGUCGGUAGUGAUAUUGUUUCUCCUACUGUCGUUUUUUCUACUGCAGUAGUUGUUUCUCCUUGUGUUCUUGUUUCUCCUACUGCAGUUGUUUCUCCUACUGUAGUUGUUUCUCCUAGUUUAGUUGUUUCUCCUUCUGUAGCGGUUUCUCCUACUGUAUUUAUUUUUCCUACUAUAGUUGUUUCUUCUUUUGUAGUUGUUUCAUCUGCAGUAGUUAUUUCUCCUGCAUUUGUUGUUUCUCCUCCAGUAGUUGUUUCUUCUAGUGUUAUUGUUUCUCCUGCAUUAGUUGAUCCUACUUUUGAAAUUGUUUCUCCUAUCAUAGUUCAUUCUCCUACUCUUGCUGUUUCUCCUUUGGUAGUGGUUUUUCCUACUAAAGUUGUUUCUCCUUCUGUAGUUGCUUCUUCUACUGUAGUUGUUUCUUCAGCAGUAGUUAUUUCUACUAAAUUUGUUGUUUCUCCUCCAGUAGUUGAUUCUUCUACUGUUGUUGUUUUUCCAGCAGUAGUUGUUUCUCCUUGUGUAGAUAUUUCUCCUUCUGUAGUUGUUUCUCCUUUUGUAGUGAAAAUUGAUUUUUCUCCAUAUAAUUGCUCUGUUGUUGUUGGAAGUGGUUUAACGGUUGUUGAUUUUACCAAAGUCGGUAUUUCUCCAUAUAACUGCUCUGUUGUUGUUGGUGGUUGUUCAACAGAUGUUGGUUCUAACAAAAUUGUUGUUUCCUCUGCAGUAGUUAUUUCUCCUGCAUUUGUUGUUUCUCCUCCAGUAGUUGUUUCUUCUACUGUUGGUGUUUCUCCUGCAUUAGUUGUUCCUACUUUUGAAGUUGUUUCUCCUACCAUAGUUGUUUCUCCUACUCUCUUUGUUUCUUCUACUGUAGCAGUUUUUCCUUCUGCAAUUGUUUCUUCUUUCGUAGUGGUUUUUCCUAGUGUAGUUGUUUCUCCUUCUGUAGUUGUUUCUAUUGCAGUAGUUAUUUCUCCUUCAUUUGUUGUUUCUCCUUCAGUAGUUGUUUCUUCUACUGUUGUUGUUUCUCCAGCAGUAGUUGUUCCUCCUUGUGUAGAUGUUUCUCCUACUGUCGUUGUUUCUCCUACUGUAGUAGUUUCUUCUUUUGUAGUUGUUUCUCCUUUUGAAGUAGUUUUUCCUAUUGUUGUUGUUCCUCAUGCUGUAGUUGUUUCUUCUACUGUAGUUGUUUCUACCGCAGUAGUUAUUAUUCCUGCUAUUGUUGUUUCUCCUCUAGUAGUUGUUUCUCCUUGUGUAGUUGUUUCCCCUACUGUUGUUGUUUCUCCUACUGCAAUUGUUUCUUCUUUCGUAGUCGUUUUUCCUAGUGUAGUUGUUUCUCCUUCUGUAGUUGUUUCUACUGCAGUAGUUAUUUCUCCUGCAUUUGUUGUUUCUCCUCCUGCAGUUGUUUCUCCUACUGUAGUGGAUUCUCCUUCUGUAGUUGUUUCUACUGCAGUAGUUAUUUCUCCUGCAUAUGUUGUUUCUUCGACUGUUGUUGUUUCUCCUGCAGUAGUUGUUCCUUCAACUGUAGUGGUUUCUCCUUCUGUAUUUGUUUCUCCUUUAGCAGUGGUUUCUUCUAUUUUGUUUCUUCUACUGUUUAUUUCUACUGCUGUUGUUAUUUCUCCUCUACUAGUUGUUUCUUCUACUGUUGUUGUUUCUCCUGCAGUAGUUGUUCCUCUUUGUGUAGUUGUUUCUCCUCCUGUAGUUGUUUCUCCUACUGUCGUUGUUUCUCUUACUGUAGAGGUUUCUCCUUCUGUAGUUCUUCCUCCUUUAGCAGUGGUUUCUUCUACUGUUGUUAAUUUUCUUGCAGUAGUUGUUCCUCCUUCUGUAGUUGUUUCUCCUACUGUCGUUGUUUCUCCUCCUAUAGAACUUUCUCCUACUCUAGUGGUUUCUCCUUCUGAAGUUGUUUCUCCUAUUUUGUUUCUUCUACUGUAG
This is a messenger RNA of Eurytemora carolleeae, 2486 nucleotides long. Its product is annotated as calphotin-like. The record is from RefSeq and is a predicted model, not a curated record. NCBI's taxonomy places the organism in Eukaryota, Metazoa, Arthropoda, Copepoda, Calanoida, Temoridae. The annotation marks the transcript as partial. The transcript is spliced from 6 exons.